GGAACUUCCUGCGAAAGGCUUUCGCAGGAAAUCCUUCUCCCCGUUUCGAUCUCAUUUCUCGAAAUAAGGGUAGAGCAUCCUGUAAUCUUCGAGUAAAAAUCUCAAAUCCCAAUUCGAAAAUGUGGACGAAUUUUGGGGUAAAAAAACCCUUAUUUAUAUAAACCCCACACGGCGCCUCUGAUUCUGGCAGAGAGGAUAGACGGCAGAGCCGCUACUUCGAUUAAAGGCGUGAAACGACAUUCCCAUAAGUCGAUAGAAAGAUAGAGAAUCAUAUAAUUAUGAUGGGGGAGGGAAGAGCUCACCCGGAAUGUAUAAACGCGUCCAAUUCUUACCAUGAAUGCGUUGAAUUUUGCUUCAAAAGAAUCAUCGAAGUAAAGGAGCGGAUUGAGAGAGAACAGGUGGAGAGAGGCGAAUUGGAAACCAAAAAGGGGAGUGGUGGAGGCCCAUCCUUCUUAGAUGGCUCUGAUCAAAAUGAAGAACAAAAAGUAGGUGCAGCAGAGAACACCGGUGGUGAAGAACAUGUUGAUGGUGAUAAUGGACAGCCUGUUGAGAAAAAUAUCGAAGUAGACUACUCGAAUCUUACUGGGAGACAGAAGAAACUGUUUGAAUUGAGGCUGAAGAUGGUAACUCUCUUCCAACCCAUAAAAAUAAAUGAGGCAAGAAAGGCCAACCAAAUUGCAAUGCUGGCACGAGUAGAAGCUCCUCCUGAGUCAAGAGGCAUUUCCAAACAGAAAUGGAUUGAAGAGAGGAAAAAGAAAAUUGGAAAACUGCUUGACGCAAAUGGGUUGGAUAUGAGUAAGGCAUACAUGCUUGAUACACAGGAGACAUCAGAGUCAAAAUAUAAGAAAUGGGAUAAGGAUCCUGCCCCGUUUGGCUGGGAUGUAUUCAAUCAGAAGACGUUGUACAAUGCUUACAAAAAACGCACGAAGAACAUAGAGUGCGACAUGGAAGAAUACAACAAGUUGAAAGAAGCUGAUCCAGAGUUCUACCGUGAUGCUUCCAGUCUUCAGUAUGGGAAGGCACCGAAAACUUCGGAGGAGAAAAUAGACAAAAUGGUGAAGGAACUCAAGGACUGGGACGAGAAACGCAGGUCAUUCAGCAGGAGAUGAAGAUUCCAUGAGGAGAAGGACAUUGACUCAAUCAAUGACAGGAAUGAACAUUUCAAUAAGAAGAUUGAAAGAGCCUUUGGCAAAUACACACUCGAGAUCAAGAACAAUCUUGAGCGCAGAACUGCUUUGCCAGAUUAGAGAUGGGGGUGUAUAUGCUUGUCUUGUGAUUCCUUUCCAGCAUGCAACUGACAUUCAAUUUUUGCAUUGUUGCCACCUAUGGAAUUUGUAUUUGAAUAUCUACCUGUUGUUGUCAUUGAGAAUGAUCGCUUAUGUAAGCUUUUAGAUUGCAUUAGGAUGUACAGUUGAUUUCAGUUGAAUGAUCAAUCUGUGGCAAACUGACAUAUUCACAGACUGGAAUGGUCAGUCCCAGCUUUUUACUACCA
Magnolia sinica is the source of this 1492-nucleotide messenger RNA. RefSeq lists its product as uncharacterized. The transcript is spliced from 6 exons. The record is from RefSeq and is a predicted model, not a curated record. Bases 279 to 1109 code for a protein of 276 amino acids. Lineage: Eukaryota; Viridiplantae; Streptophyta; Magnoliopsida; Magnoliales; Magnoliaceae. Gene Ontology annotation, cellular component: catalytic step 2 spliceosome; post-mRNA release spliceosomal complex; Prp19 complex.